AUGUAUGUUCAGGCCACAACAUUCAGGACAGACAGAGGCCACAACAUUCAGGACAGACAGAGGUCAGUACGUGCUGGGUGUCCAGACCCAACCUCAAGGUUCACUGUUCCUGUGGCGGAUCUCAGGCCUGAGAUUUACUCUGGUGUAGGAGUUUUAGAUUACAAAGUGUUCACUCACCACCAUGUAUGUUCAGGCCACAACAUUCAGGACAGACAGAGGUCAGUACGUGCUGUGUGUCCAGACCCAACCUCAAGGUUCACUGUUCCUGUGGCGGAUGUCAGGCCUGAGAUUUACUCUGGUGUAGGAGUUUUAGAUUACAAAGUGUUCACUCACCACCAUGUAUGUUCAGGCCACAACAUUCAGGACAGACAGAGGUCAGUACGUGCUGGGUGUCCAGACCCAACCUCAAGGUUCACUGUUCCUGUGGCGGAUAUCAGGCCUGAGAUUUACUCUGGUGCCACAACAUUCAGGACAGACAGAGGUCAGUACGUGCUGGGUGUCCAGACCCAACCUCAAGGUUCACUGUUCCUGUGGCGGAUGUCAGGCCUGAGGUUUACUCUGGUACAGCAGCUUCCUCAGUUCAACCCUGUAAGCAUUGCUGCUACCACAACCACUGGACCUCACAUAGCAGUGGCCAACCAGCAUCAACUAGGGCACUCUCACGCUGAGUCGAUCAAUAUAUUCAGACUAGAUGAGAACACCUCUCAGUUACGCCUGUGGCAGAGUCUGCCUGUAGUCUCUCCUCUGUCAGUGGUAUUUAGCAGUCUGCCAUCAUCAGAGUCUGUGUUGUGUGUAUCAUCCAGUGUACCUGCGUCUCCUCUACUAGUGUACAUCUACAGAGGUCUAAUAGGCUACCAACACCUCUUGUCAGACCCUACACUACCUGUCUCUGAAGAUCUUCAGUCUUUCACAGACUAUCAUCAGCGACACUUUCUAGUCCUCCACUCCAAUCAGACCGCCAAUAUUCUUAAAGCUGAGUUUGAAGGAACUGUGUGAUCCUCCCCUAAGAUAGUGAAAAUGUAUAAAUUACUAUAACAUUUGUGAUAUAAUGUGAUUCAUAGCUUUAUUUUCUACCAUAAAGUAUACAAAUUGUAAGAUAUUUAUAUUAUGGCUUAUUGGCUAUAUUCUAUAUAUAUAUAUAUUUUCUAUUAGCAAUUGAAAGUUCCUAGAAGAAUUGAAGAGUCUUAG
This is a messenger RNA of Macrosteles quadrilineatus (aster leafhopper), 1188 nucleotides long. RefSeq lists its product as uncharacterized. Lineage: Eukaryota; Metazoa; Arthropoda; Insecta; Hemiptera; Cicadellidae. Bases 1 to 996 code for a protein of 331 amino acids. The record is from RefSeq and is a predicted model, not a curated record. The transcript is spliced from 4 exons.